Molecule: messenger RNA, 867 nt
Organism: Sebastes umbrosus (honeycomb rockfish)
Lineage: Eukaryota; Metazoa; Chordata; Actinopteri; Perciformes; Sebastidae
Exons: 3
Coding region: 90-863 (257 amino acids)
Biological process (GO): positive regulation of T cell proliferation; immune response; negative regulation of T cell proliferation
Cellular component (GO): external side of plasma membrane
Source: RefSeq, a predicted model, not a curated record
ACGUGUUGGAGACCCCCGCUGUAGAUUGUCUCUGUUCUACCUGUAACAACUGAACUUGUAUCUGAUGUGUUUCUGUCUCCUCUCACAGGAUGAAGAUGAUCUGCAGCAUCCUGCUGCUCCUCAGUCUGACCUCCUGUGUCUCUGGAUCAUUUGUAGUGAAUGUGACACAGACCUCCUAUCAGGCAGAGGAGAACCACAACAUCACACUGGAGUGGAUGUUCACAACCAGAACCCACAGUUCCCCCAACUCACUUUAUAUCUACUGUGAACUGUUAGCUGAUCUCAAACCCUUAGUCCUGUUUCAUCUCUAUGAAGGUGUUGAGCUCCCAGAGUCUCAGGAUGAACAGUUUACAGGACGAGUCCGGUGUGACAAAGACGUCCUCAGAGACGGACGAAUCAGACUUCACAUGUCCAGACUCAGGAUUAAUGACUCUGGUCGGUACACGUGUGACGUGCACACAGCUUAUGGUGGGAGCUCUAAGAUAUGUCAACUCAAUGUCACAGCAGCUGCUGAUGAGCCCAAACCUCUGAGACCAACAAUGAGACCACAACCAGAGAGACCAACAAUGAGACCACAACCAGAGAGUCGGGGAAGGAUCGGCCUCUACGUUGGACUGACAGCAGCUCUACUGGUUCUCUGUGCUGGACUCUGCUUUGCCUUCUGUCUUUCUUUUACUAAAUCUACUGAUAAUAGAGGAAACAUCGAUACAGCCGUACAGACGUUGAGUUUUUUAGAGAAACAACCCAUCAUGGCUAACCAAGCAACAACCUCCGGUGCUAAGAUAAGGUCGUGUCUAGAAGGUAACCCCCAAGCUGCGAAAAUGUAUGAAAACUCUUGCGGCACUCGCUGCCCGACAACCUAACCUA